UAGACGAUGAAACUCGGUCAAACUUAAAAAAGAUAACUCUUUGACUUUUGCAAACCUGUGUCUUCUCUGAUCAAACAUCCAGAUUAUUCCAGAGAGUUUAUUUUUGACAAAGUAUUAUUCCAAAGAGAUAAAAAUUUGCAAAAACCAUAAAACGAGUAUUAGAGAUAAUAGAAUAACACUUGACGUUCGUCUCCAGCAACGCAAAUCGUUUUAAUUUUCUUCUCUUUCUACCUGUUUCCCCGAGAAAAGCUUCUGUCUUUCCCGGAAAAAUCUCUCUUCUCCUUCACCAGCAUUCAGAAACUUUUCUAUUUUCCCUCGCUUCACUUCUUUUUUUUUUAAUCUUUCAUCGUGUAACUUUUUUCUCUUACUCAGCAUAAGAGAUCUCGACGCGUGUCAUCUAAAAUUCACGAGAGAAUCACACGACAAAAAGGACAAUAAAUAAAUUAAAAUAAAGAAAACAAAAUUCGAUAUUGCUUGCUUACACACAUUGAUUGUCGUCUAGAUUGAGAUCCGUCCUUCUCCAGUCAUUUUCUUUUAAACAGAUUCCAUUUUCUCUUCCAUUCCUUUUUCUCUCUCUUUUGUCUUGUUCCCUUUUGCUUCUCCCUUCAAAAAAAAAUCCAUCCUUCAUAUAACGUCAAAGCUCAUCAGAAUCCCAUCUCUCUCUGUUUCUCAAUCUCUGUGGAGGAAAGGAACCAUGGUGAACGGUAAAGGGUCAACAAAAAAAUCGAAUCUUGAUCGGUUCCUUCAUUGCACAACACCCUUAGUCCCUCCCCAAUCUCUCCCAAAGGUGGAGAUUAGAAGCUUGAAUCGAUUGUGGCAUCCGUGGGAGAGAGAAAAGGUUGAGUUUUUCAGGUUGAGUGAUCUUUGGAACCGUUACGAUGAAUGGAGUGCUUAUGGAGCUAGUGUCCCUAUUCAUCUCACCACUGGUGAAUCUCUUGUUCAAUACUAUGUUCCUUAUCUCUCUGCCAUCCAGAUUUUCACCUCUCAUUCCUCCUUGAUCUCGUUAAGGGAAGAGUCUGAAGACGGGGAAAGUGAUGGGAGGUAUCCUUUUAGUGAUUCAGGUAGUGAUGAGAGUGUCUCUGAGGAAGGGCUUGAGAAUAAUCUGAAUGAUCGUUUGGGUUAUCUUUAUCUUCAGUAUUUUGAGAGAUCUGCUCCUUAUACUAGAGUUCCUCUCAUGGAUAAGAUCAAUGAGUUAGCUCAAAGGUAUCCGGGGUUGAUGUCAUUGAGAAGUGUAGAUCUUUCUCCAGCGAGCUGGAUGUCUGUUGCGUGGUAUCCUAUUUAUCAUAUACCAAUGGGAAGAACCAUUAAAGACUUGUCCACUUGUUUCCUCACUUACCACACUCUCUCCUCUUCCUUUCAAGAUAUGGAGCCGGAAGAGAAUGGAGGGGAGAAAGAGAGGAUGAGAAAGGAAGGGGAAGACAUAACUCUACUCCCAUUUGGGAUGGCUACUUACAAGAUGCAAGGAGAUGUUUGGCUUUCUCAUGACCAUGAUGACCAAGAGAAACUGGCUUCACUUUCUAGCGUUGCGGAUUCUUGGCUAAAACAGCUUAGAGUCCAACAUCAUGACUUCAACUACUUCUGCACUAUGUCAAUGACUCCUCGUGGCUAAAACCAACCUCUGGUUCGAUGUUUGUUUCUCUCUCCUCAUCAUCAUCAUAAAGUCCCAUCCUUUUCUUUGUUAUGGAACUGCUGGCGUUUUGUUUAAAACGCAGUUUGAGUGAUCUGGCUUUUGUUAGCGUUUUUUUGGUUAGGAUAGCGUUUUAAGAUACCUAACCUUUUGAGAAAAUGUUAAUGUCGUAUAUAGAGUUUGUUGUCUUGUUGGAACAGAGUAAUCGUUGGUUGUUGUUGCGUGUUUACAAACAGAGUAAAUGCUUUCUUGUAAGUUUAUAUAACAUCCUUCACAUAACCAUCAGCAUCGUUACUGAAG
Eruca vesicaria subsp. sativa (arugula) is the source of this 1927-nucleotide messenger RNA. The record is from the annotation of a GenBank genome assembly. Lineage: Eukaryota; Viridiplantae; Streptophyta; Magnoliopsida; Brassicales; Brassicaceae.